CGGCUCAUUGCUCGAAGCGGCUGCUCGGCCAUCUCCAAGGGAACAUUCGUUGGGAACCAUGCUACAAUUUCCUCGCCCUAGAACCGGCUAUUUUGUCUCUGCUACAGAUUUAUAUCUAGACAACAUUGCGACGGGGCUGAUGUGCUUUCAUAAUUGCGUGCGUUGAGUUACAUACCCUUGGCCUUCCCCUCUACUUUUCUUUGCGAAUAGAGUCUUUGGACUUUCUGUUGCCAUCAUGGCCUCGCAGGCUCGGCCCAGGGUGCUCAUGUUUGAUAUCGGAGGCGUUUGUGUCCAAUCUCCCUUCCAAGCCAUCCUCGACUACGAGAUCAAGGAGGGCAUCCCGACGGGGUACAUCAACUACUCGAUCCGGGCGCUGACGCCCAACGGGGCGUGGCACCGGCUGGAGCGCGGCGAGAUCCCCAACGACAGCGAGUACUUCCGCAUGUUCAAGGCGGACCUGCAGCGGCCGGAGCUGUGGGCACAGUUCCACCGCGAGAAGCUGGGGAUCACGGACGCGGCGCGGCUGCCGCCCAUCCCGGACAUCGACACCGAGGCCCUGUACUGGACCAUGAUGAGCCACUCGCGCAACCCGGACCCGUGGAUGUACCCGGCGCUGCUCCGGCUCCAGGCUGACGGCCGCUACAAGCUCGCGGCCCUGUCCAACACCACCCUCUACCCGGAGGGCCACCCGUUCAACAACCCGUCGCCCGACGACGUGCGCCGUGUGUUUGAGAUCUUCGUCUCGAGCGCCCACGUCGGCAUGCGCAAGCCCAACCGCGACAUCUACGAGCACGCCCUGAAGCUGAUCCGCGAGAAGUGGGGCCAGGACAUCCAGCCGCGCGACAUUGUGUUCCUUGACGACAUCGGCGAGAACCUCAAGACCGCGAGGAGUCUGGGCAUGCGCACCAUCCGCGUCGUGCUGGGCAAGACCAAGGACGCCGUCCGGGAGCUGGAGAACGUGACGGGGUUGACCCUGGUGGGGGAGCCGUGGACCAAGGCCAAGUUAUAGAACCUUGUAUGUGGUGUUUUUUUCGUCAGUUGAUCGUGGGAGAUUUUCUCCUUUUUAUUUAUGCUGCUCAAACAUCCAUAGACAGCGAGGAUCUAGAUAGACCACGGGACUGUAUUUCUGUCACCGUAUCGAAAUGCCCGGCAGGCACGCAGGGUGACCUGGCGCAAAUCUUUCGGCUCAGCCUUGCCCGGGUCGUCCAUCGUGAGAUAGACCGUCGUGGAAUGCUCAGACUAUCACGGUCAGGUAGAUAAGGAAGUUCCAUUCUGGCAAACGUGAACCUUGCCUGUGCUG
Molecule: messenger RNA, 1300 nt
Organism: Cladophialophora immunda
Lineage: Eukaryota; Fungi; Ascomycota; Eurotiomycetes; Chaetothyriales; Herpotrichiellaceae
Exons: 2
Coding region: 236-1009 (257 amino acids)
Source: RefSeq, a predicted model, not a curated record